Molecule: messenger RNA, 442 nt
Organism: Lathyrus oleraceus (garden pea)
Lineage: Eukaryota; Viridiplantae; Streptophyta; Magnoliopsida; Fabales; Fabaceae
Product: flowering-promoting factor 1-like protein 2
Exons: 1
Coding region: 47-376 (109 amino acids)
Biological process (GO): regulation of flower development
Source: RefSeq, a predicted model, not a curated record
UCCUUCUUUCUAAAUAUCACUUCUCAUUUUGUCUUUUCAAAAAAAAAUGUCCGGGGUUUGGGUGUUCAAGAACGGCGUGUUUCGGUUAGUCGAGAAUCCUCAGGCGGAGGCAUCGGAAGGAAGACAUGGGAAGAGGAAGAUGUUGGUUCACUUGCCGACGGGCGAAGUGGUAAAUUCUUAUGCUUUUCUUGAGAGAAUAUUGAUUGGUUUAGGUUGGGAGAGGUACUAUGACGGAGAUCCCGAUUUGUACCAAUUUCAUAAACACUCUUCUAUUGACCUAAUUUCUCUACCUAAAGAUUUCUCCAAGUUCAACUCCAUCAAUAUGUAUGAUAUUGUCGUAAAAACUCCUAAUGUAUUCCAUGUUAGGGACAAAUGAUGAGUUUGCAUGCUACUAUACUCAUACGCAAUUCAUCUUUUAGGGGGGAUUAGAUUUAUUUUCUGA